CACUCCCUAUUGACCUUUAUCUAGGUCAUCAAACAUAGGCCAUCUGAUAAAAACAGUAUAAAGCCCUACAUGUUUUCUUUCAACGACCAUAUCCUACACGUGUAACAAUUUUUAUUAGUCCGCGAGUUUCCUGUAUCAUAACAUUUUUCAAAGUGACAAGACAGUGAUUUAUUGUGACGUCGAGGAGUGCGGUUACGUGUUUGAUUUCAGCGUCAGUAACUUGUGUGGAAGAAAAACGUGACACAGAGAACAAUGGCGAUCAAAACAGAUUUUGAGUUUUCUGAGGACCUGGCCACGGACCCUGAGGUUUUGAGAGGGUACAACGAUCAAGGGUAUUUCAUUGUCAGGUCAUUACUGAACAAAGCAGAGCUGACAAAGUUACAGAAAGCACUAGACAAUGAUGAGGGGAUUACGAAACACGCUUACGCCAUCAACGACGGUCAUGGUCGUAAUACCCGAAUGGUUCUCUGGAGUCAUCCGGGAAACGACAUCACAGGCAUGAUCGCAAGAUCACAAAAAGUCGCCGGGGUUUCUGAAAAGCUCCUUGGAGGAGAAGCUUACCAUUAUCACACCAAGAUGAUCAUGAAGGAACCAAGGACAGGUGGAAGUUUCGUCUGGCAUCAAGACUACGGGUACUGGUACAAGAAUGGAUGCUUUUUUCCUGACAUGAUGAUUUCUUCAUUCAUUGCAGUUGAUAAAUGUGACAGGGAAAAUGGAUGUCUCCAGAUAAUCCCCGGAUCUCAGAAACUUGGUCGCGUCGAUCAUGUCAUGGUCGGAGGCCAGACGGGGGCCGAUCUCGAAAGGGUCGAGUUCGCCAAGAAAAAGCUCGGCGUCGCUUUCGUCGAACUCAACGCAGGAGACGCCAUUUUCUUCCACUGCAACCUACUGCACUGUAGCAGCGCUAACAACAGCGACAGAAGGAGGUGGUCCUUCAUACUGGCCUAUAACCGAAAGGACAAUAACCCUAUGAUUCCACAUCACCAUCCUCAGUACACACCUAUGACCAUCGUGCCUAAUUCCACCAUCUUGGAAUGCUCUGAUGUACCUGAUUUGACCGGGAAAGAUUUCCUGGACCCAAAUAACGACAAGACGGUUAAAGCGGAGCAGUACCCAGGACCAAAAUCCAAUUAAAACCAGUUGAAAUCUCCAACUGGUUUCAAUUGGUUUC
Strongylocentrotus purpuratus (purple sea urchin) is the source of this 1168-nucleotide messenger RNA. Its product is annotated as L-proline trans-4-hydroxylase. The transcript has 7 exons. NCBI's taxonomy places the organism in Eukaryota, Metazoa, Echinodermata, Echinoidea, Camarodonta, Strongylocentrotidae. The record is from RefSeq and is a predicted model, not a curated record. The coding region runs from base 253 to 1131 and encodes 292 amino acids.